This is a messenger RNA of Budorcas taxicolor (takin), 324 nucleotides long. RefSeq names its product cornifin-like. The transcript has a single exon. The record is from RefSeq and is a predicted model, not a curated record. NCBI's taxonomy places the organism in Eukaryota, Metazoa, Chordata, Mammalia, Artiodactyla, Bovidae. The coding region runs from base 1 to 324 and encodes 107 amino acids.
AUGAGUUCCUACCAGCAGAAACAGCCCUUCACCCCACCCCCUGAGCCUGAGCAGCAGCAGGUGAAGCAGCCCUGCCAGCCUCCACCUCCAACUCAGGAACCAUUUGUUCCCAUAAUUGAGGAGCCAUGCCUUCCAAAGGUUCCACAGCCGGACAACACCAAGGUUCCCGAGCAAGGCUAUUCCACACUUCCGGAGCCAUGUCCCAUCAAAGAUCCGGAGCCAGUCUACACCAACGUCCCUCAGCCUGGAAAUACCAAGGUGCCUGAGGCAUGCUCCUCAGUGGUCAUUCCAGGCCCAAAUCAGAAGAAGGACAACCAGAAGUAA